AUGAGCGCGUUCCGGUCCAAGUUCCUGUACCCGGCCAAGGUGAACUGGUUCCCGGGCCACAUGGCUCUUGCGCGCCGCGCGAUGGUGUCUCAAAUGGACGCGGUCGACGUCCUGAUCGAGGUGCGCGACGCUCGAAUUCCGUGGAGCUCGGCCAAUCCCGUCCUGGAGGAGGCGUUCGGCAAGUCCAAGCCCCGGCUCGUGGUCUUCAACAAGAGCGACCUGGCCAACUCCAACAUGCAGCAACGCGUGGAGCAGCAGUGCAAGCAGCAGCUCGGGACGGCCACCGACUGCCUGUUCACGUCCGUGACCAAGGGCAAGCGGCUGCAGGCCAUCCUGCAGUGGUGCAACAAGCACAGCGGCGCGCAGUUCAAGAGCACGGCCGGGUCCAUGGUCAUGGUGGUGGGGAUCCCCAACGUGGGCAAAAGUUCGCUGAUUAAUGAGUUCCGACGACUGUCCAACAACCAGAAGAUGGCCAAGGGCAGGAAGAGAGCCACCGUAGGCCCGACCCCCGGUGUCACGGUCCGCAACGACAUUAUCAAGGUGCGUUCAGGGGUGGUGAACGACAAGCCGGCGGUGUAUGUGGUGGACACUCCUGGUGUGAUGCUGCCCAACAUCCCGUCGGCUGAGACGGGAAUGCGGCUGGCCCUUACGGGCGCGAUCAAGGACGAGGUCGUGGGCACCGAGUUGAUCGCAGACUACAUGCUCUUCCUGCUGAACCAGAUGAAAUCGACGCGGUAUGUGGAUGCGCUGAAGCUUCCGCGCCCGACGGACGAUAUUGACGAGCUAUUUGGGCUCGUCUACAAGCGCUGCGGAGCGCUCGGCAAGGAACCGGACGUGCAGAACAAACUGGCGGCGCAGUUCUUGCUGCAGGAGUUCCGUCACGGAGCGUUCGGCAACUUCACGCUCGACCCCAUUGAGACGCCUGCUAAAGUCGUAAUGCCUGCAGCUCCUUCGUCGUAA
Phytophthora sojae is the source of this 960-nucleotide messenger RNA. RefSeq lists its product as hypothetical. The transcript has 2 exons. The record is from RefSeq and is a predicted model, not a curated record. NCBI's taxonomy places the organism in Eukaryota, Oomycota, Peronosporomycetes, Peronosporales, Peronosporaceae. Gene Ontology annotation, cellular component: mitochondrion. The coding region runs from base 1 to 960 and encodes 319 amino acids. Gene Ontology annotation, molecular function: GTP binding; GTPase activity.